Messenger RNA from Schistosoma spindalis, 2049 nucleotides. The record is from the annotation of a GenBank genome assembly. NCBI's taxonomy places the organism in Eukaryota, Metazoa, Platyhelminthes, Trematoda, Strigeidida, Schistosomatidae.
AUGUUGAAUACAGAUCCUAUAGAUGAAAAACAAACCAAUACUGAAUUGAAUGCAGUUUGUCUAUUAUUAGAUCCAAAUUUUUUAAUAAUACGUACUGUAAUUGCAUAUGCAUUACCAUUAAUUACAUGUUUAAUAUUAAUUGUAUUACAGUUAUAUGGUUUACGUAGAUUACGUUAUCAUUCACCAGAUAUGUUGAAUGCUUUAUUAAAGGUACGUUGUACUAGAAACACCAGUAAUAAUAAUAAUAAUACUGGUGAAUACAAUUCAAUAAUGUGUUCAUUACAAGAUCCAGUCAUUCCAAAACAUCCAAUACAUCAUAUCAAUAGACAGAAUCAAUUUAAUUUAUACAAUACUCAAUUCGUUUGGAGAGAAAACAAUACUGGAUUACUGGAUCACUUUCAUACAAACAUCGAUGGAACCAUGUUAAAUAGAAUAUGGUUACAACAUCCUCAACAUAGACAAUUAACAAUGAUGACAAAUUCUCAUCCGUUAAAUUCAGUAGAUACAAAUGAAACAUUAUUACUUAGUAACAAUGAAUCAAUUGAUCGAAUACAAUUCAAUCAAUCAUCAUUAUUACCAACUAGUUUAUCAAUUGAAUGUCCUACACAUGGUCAAAUUCAAAUGACCAAUUCUAUAAACCAUAUAUCUAAUACUGGUAUCUUGGAGAAUGAUGAUAAAACUGUGCAAAAUCAAAUUUCUAGUUUGGAAAAUCACUCCAAUACAGAAGUGGAGACAAAUUCUGAAAAACACCCAUAUUCCUGUUCAUCAACUACUAAUAGUAAUAUAAUAACAGUGAAGUCUAUAUCAGGUAAUAAUCAUAAUAAUGGUUUGUUUCCGGGCAAGUUGGGUUCGAAUCCUUCCAGUGAACCAAUUACUUCAAAUGAUCUUUUAUUUAAUUUACAUGGUGAACAAGUUAAGUUGUUAUCGUUUAGUAAUUCAUAUGAACCGUUGAAUUCAUUUGGAUCAAAUCAACAUCAUUAUUAUUUAUCAUCAAUGAUCUUACCAACAUCAUUCCCUGAGUCGUCUACUUCUCCGUCCUGUCAACCUCAACAAUUACGUCAUCAACAUACCUCUCCAAUGAUUUCACAAGUAGAUUUGAAAAGAACAAGUGAAUUGCAUAAAUCCAAAUCUGAUUAUCAAAUUCAAUGUCGAAAUGAAUUGAAUUCAUCAAAUCUAAUAAACGAUCGUUUAUUAAGAUCAUAUAGUUUAAAACCAAGUUAUCAUCAUCAUCAUCAUCAUCAUCAGCAGCAGCAGCAGCAUCAAACACCAUCUUAUCCAAGUCAAAUCUUAUCCAAUGAGAAUAAUGGUAGUGAUUUGUGUAAAACAAAUUUAUGGUUAACUGCCUAUCAAGGUGAACAAUUAGUGGUAGCAAUUAAUUUAGUGAAUUGUAUUAUUGCAGUUGGUACAUGGUCACCGUAUAUAUUAGUAACAUUAGCAUAUGGUUUAUGUCAACCAAUUAGUAUACCUAAAUCUCUAUAUAAUCAAUGGAUGAAUUCUUAUGGAACUUCAUCAUCAUCAUCAUCAUCAUCAUCAUCAUCAUCAUCAUCGAUCUCUACCAAUUAUCCUUUCUCUUCUAUCCAAUCGAUUUCAUCUACUAUUAAUAAUAAUGAUCUCAAUAUAUCAGAUCAUUUCAUGAAUAAAUGUUGGAUUCAUUUAAGUAUUGAUCGUAUAGCAGAUUUUCGUUGGUGGGCAUAUGCAUGCUCUGGACUAUUAUUACCAUGUUUAUUAUUCUUUCUUGAUUUAGGUUUACGUGAAGGUUGUUGGAAAGCGUUACAAUUAAAGACUAAAUCAAAUGAAAGUAAUAAUUCCAUGAAAUUCCCUUUAAACCCUAUGAAUAAACAAUCAAUCAUUGAUAAUCAAUUCAAUUCUGUCCAAGUUUUUAAUCAUACAGACAGUCAUAGUAACAGAUUAUGUAAUCAUCCAUCAGCAAGUCAUAUUAGCAACAUCGACUGUAGUAUAAACACUGAGUCAAUCAAUAAACCUUUCAAACUUCAACAAUUUGAAAUGAUCUCAACUAUUCCAUGUACACAGACCAAUACAUUAAUGUAG